AUGUCUUCGAAAGCACAGCGACGUCGAGCAAAGCCUUCAGUAACCGUGAAGCAAGCAUUUGAAGAAAAUGAGAAUGAAAAUAAACUGAAUACUCAUGUCAUAUCUGAUGGAUAUGAAUCAUCACCAAUGGGUAAUAUUGACUUAGAUCGGUUCUACGAAAGAGCAUUUUUUACGAUCAAUGAUUCAACUGUCGAAGUUGUUUUAAAUAAUGAUAUAUUAAGUUGGUCGACUAUUUCAAAUGUAUCUAGCGAAACUUCUCGUGAACAGGCCCAUCAAAGGCAAGCUCCUAAUAAUGAAUAUUUGAAUUCAAUUCAUUUGCAUGAUGUCUAUGCUAUAUCGCCAAUGUAUCAUGGAUCGCAUCGAUCAUUAAAUAUAAAUGAAAAUCAAUCGGAUAUCUCUCUAUCAAAUACAACGUCAUCAUUAUCGUCCUCGUCAAAUCUGCCAUUACGUGGAUUUCAAUUACAUUCAUUUGAUAAAAUGAAUGAAAAUAUUUUACAAGAAAUUCUCGUUAUUUUUCAAAGCAAUACACCGAAUCAAAUUGAGCAAUGGUAUCGAUUACUUUCAAAACUUAUUUCUGAACAUCGACCACCACGAAAUUUUCUUGUUAUCUGCAAUCCGUAUGCUGGUUCGAGGCAAAGCCGAUAUGUUUAUAGUACAAAGAUUAAACCUAUGCUAGAAAAUGCACAUCAUAGUUUUACUUAUUCCGAAAUCGAUGAUUUCUAUUCUGCUGAUGAAGCACUAAAUGAUUUUCAAGGUGAUUUCGAUUCGUUGGAUGGUUUAGUUAUCAUUGGUGGGGACGGUUCAGUUAUUAAUAUUACUAAUGCAUUACUUCGUUAUCUAGCAAAACAAAAUCGCACGAGACUAAACGCAGAAGAUGAUUUACCACAAUUAACAUUUCCUAUAUGUAUAGUGCCGAAUGGAACAACAAAUAUUGUAUGCCAUUCGAUUCAUGGUUGUACAGAUCAUCACACAUCAAUUCUUCAUUUACUUUUCAAUAAACGAAUGAAAAUUGAUAUGUCAGCAAUAUUUGAUAUUAAUUAUAAUUUUGUAACAGCAAAUUUCAGUGCUGGAGCUGGUUUUCCAGCUAAUGCUCUUAAAUAUUUUACACGUUACUCAUUAUGUAGUCCAAAUAAAACUAUUCGAAAAUCAUUCGCUAAAGCAGCUUCAAAUAAAAAUCUCAGAUUUAUCGAAAUGGAAAUUCGUUAUAUUCUUGCAGAUCAAAAUAGUAUAACUAUGACACGUUGUCAUCGAGGUUGCAGCUCAUGUACUCCACCGAGUAUUGAAGUAUAUGAUAAUCAAGUGAAAGUAUUUGAUAGCACUCACAUACAAAAUAUAAAUAAACGAAAAAUGCCAUCCUUAUCCAAUAAUAAUCAUAGUACCCAUUCGUUGUCAGCAUCUAGAAAAUCUUAUAGUCAAGAAAAUGAAGAAAAAAAACAAUGGAAAACUCUACGUGGUAAUUAUUUACAAGUUGCAGUAUUGACGAAUGCAAAUUUAUGGUCAUUUGCACCACAAGGUUUAUCGAAAUUUGGUCAUAUAGCGGAUGGUUUACUUGACUUAGUAUUGAUUGAAUCAACAACACGUAAAGAAUUCUUACGUUAUAUUAAACGCAAUGGAAAUUCAAAGAAUCAGUAUGAGUUACCAUUUACAAGAGUAAUUAAAGUAAAGGAAAUCGAAAUAGAAUUGAAAUUUCCAAACAAUUAUUUAAUAAAUGGCAUAUCAAAUACAAAUAAUGAAUUAGAUUCAUCAUCAUCAGAGGAUUCAUCCAAUGAAGAAUAUUUUAACAAUGAAAAUAGAGGAUCUUUCACACAACGUCAUGAACCUCAUCCACCUAAUGUACCUAUAUCGGAGGAUAGUCGACGAUAUCGCCGUCCUCAUCACCAUCAUAUCAAUGAACAAGCACAAGAAUCUUUGAAACAAAAAAACUAUUCAGAAACAGAAUGGAAUAACGGAAAGAUGAAUUCUUAUAGCACUAAUGUAUUACCUCGUCGCAAGAGCUUUUUGUUUUCAUUAAAAUUAAAAAAAGAUAAAACUACUCUACCACAUCCAUCGAGUUUUGAUGUUGGUAAAUAUGGCGAUGACAAACAAAAUCAAAAAAUUCAACGAUUACCUUCUGGGUCACUUCGAUCAGCAAAAUCAUUGCUAAAUCUUUUCACGAGUGGUAAUUCAUCAUCGGUCAAACUUAAUCAAUCAUUAAAUCCAAUGCAAGAAUCAUCUCAUACUAGAACCAAAACUAGUAUUGGAAGACGAUCAUCAAUAAUUAGUCGAUCGUUAAGUAAAGAAAAUGAAAAAAUACCAACAUCUACCAAUACUCAAUACCGAAAUAGCAAACAACCAUGUAUGUGGAAUUUAGAUUUUACUCCAUACAAUUCACCAUUGAUAAGAAUUAAAUGCUUUUAUCGAUUUUUACCAGUUUUUGGUGUUGGUCAGGAUCGAGAUACAACAAUGAGAGAAAUCAAUUAUUCAUGUUUUGGACGAAUCGGUUAA
Molecule: messenger RNA, 2484 nt
Organism: Rotaria socialis
Lineage: Eukaryota; Metazoa; Rotifera; Eurotatoria; Philodinida; Philodinidae
Source: the annotation of a GenBank genome assembly